Molecule: messenger RNA, 9858 nt
Organism: Pectinophora gossypiella (pink bollworm)
Lineage: Eukaryota; Metazoa; Arthropoda; Insecta; Lepidoptera; Gelechiidae
Gene: Smox
Product: mothers against decapentaplegic homolog 3
Exons: 12
Coding region: 124-1476 (450 amino acids)
Biological process (GO): transforming growth factor beta receptor signaling pathway; cell differentiation; BMP signaling pathway
Cellular component (GO): heteromeric SMAD protein complex
Molecular function (GO): I-SMAD binding; DNA-binding transcription factor activity, RNA polymerase II-specific; RNA polymerase II cis-regulatory region sequence-specific DNA binding
Source: RefSeq, a predicted model, not a curated record
CCCAAAAUAUGGCCGAUAGUUUACCUAAAUACGGAACUAAAGUGUUAUUUCUGUGCGAGUUUGAUUGUUAAUUAAAACAAUAGUGAAUUUGUAUUGAUGACUUAAAGAGUGAAGUGCUGCGGAAUGUUUCCGCUAACGCCUCCCGUGGUAAAGCGGCUGCUGGGGUGGAAAAAGGGUCCCGAGGGAUCCUCAGUGGCCGAAGACAAAUGGUCGGAAAAAGCAGUAAAAAGUUUAGUGAAGAAAUUGAAGAAGAGCGGAGCCCUGGAGGAGCUAGAAAAGGCAAUUUCUAGCCAAAACAGUCAUACUAAAUGUGUAACAAUCCCCAGAGUGAAACCUAACGACAACGGAAUCAACGGGCAGUACCGCAAGGGGUUGCCGCAUGUCGUCUACUGCAGGCUGUGGCGCUGGCCGCAGCUACAGAGCCAGCAUGAAUUGAAGCCGGUGGACCACUGCGAGUACGCAUACCAAUUGAAGAAGGACGAGGUGUGCAUCAACCCUUACCACUACAACAAGAUCGACUCGCCUGCCCUGCCGCCGAUCUUGGUUCCCCGCUGCGGCGAGGGCGAAGUCCGAGCGCCUCCGCCCUACGACUACCACCAGCCUCAUCACGAAGUCGACACAGUGAUGCAGAGCAGCGUGGUCGGCGUGGGCGUGGUGGGCGUGGCGCCGCACUCCGCCAUGUACCUGGAGGCCACGCUGGCGCAGCACGUGCCCACAAACACCACCGUGCACGUGAGCUCGUCGACGGUGGAGACUCCGCCCCCGGGUUACAUGAGCGAGGACGGCGACCCCAUGGACCACAACGACAACAUGAACCUGACCCGGCUGAGCCCGUCCCCGGGCGGGCUGGUGUCGGAGGCGGCGCCGGUGCUGUACCACGAGCCGGCUUUCUGGUGCAGCAUCAGCUACUACGAACUGAACACGCGUGUCGGGGAGACCUUCCACGCCAGCCAGCCCUCCAUCACCGUAGACGGCUUCACCGACCCCAGCAACUCUGAAAGAUUCUGCCUGGGUCUCCUGUCGAACGUCAACCGUAACGAGGUGGUGGAACAGACGCGCCGGCACAUCGGGAAAGGUGUCAGACUUUACUACAUCGGCGGCGAGGUGUUCGCGGAGUGCCUGUCGGACUCGUCCAUCUUCGUGCAGAGCCCCAACUGCAACCAGCGCUACGGCUGGCACCCCGCCACCGUCUGCAAGAUACCGCCAGGUUGCAACCUGAAGAUCUUCAACAACCAAGAGUUUGCGGCCCUGCUGUCGCAGUCAGUGUCCCAGGGCUUUGAGGCUGUGUUCCAGCUGACCCGCAUGUGCACCAUCCGAAUGUCCUUCGUCAAGGGGUGGGGCGCCGAGUACAGGCGGCAGACGGUGACCUCGACCCCGUGCUGGAUCGAGCUGCACCUCAACGGGCCGCUGCAGUGGCUGGACCGCGUGCUCACGCAGAUGGGCUCGCCGCGCCUGCCGUGCUCCUCCAUGUCUUAGACAACACGAAUCGAGUCAAGAAUGCAUCACUCAAAAGUUUAUAAUAAGUACAGUGUGUGUUAGUGACAUCGUAACGAAAACUUGGGGGAUGAUUCUGAGUUGAUAUCAAGUGGAAUAUCUUGUCGGAAAUUUCAUGAAAAUUUUAUGCUUUAAGCUGCAUAGAAUCUAAAUUUAAAAUAAAAAAUGUAAAAAUUAUUGAUUGCCGUCAAUGUAAAUCGAACAACGCGAACAGUUCAGCGACUUUUCGCGUUGUUCGAUUUACAUUGCGGCGCAGUAUAUAUAAACUUAACGCUAACUUUAGUUUUUAGUACAAUGAAAAUGACGUUCUAUUUUUUUCGUUACGGUAUCAGUAACACCCUGUAUAAAUAUAAUAAUACAGUUUAAGAUUAUAUUAAGAGUAGCUCAAACCAAUGGAUUAUUUCUGUAUGAGUUUUGAAUAGUGGUUUUAUAACGAUACUGGCCCCGAUUCCUGCAGACACCGCCUAAUUUUAUUUUAAGUUAUAUCCGUCAUUUUCAUAUCCGUCGAAAAGGAAAGGGACGGAUGAUUCACAGCUCUUAAUUUUAGGAAGAAUGAGUAAAUGAAUGAAUAACGCGGGCGAAUCAAAAAGGUAUCUCGCUGGUAUGCAAACUGUUUGACGUGUGUCAACUUAAUUCUGUCGGGUUAUUAGCCAAUGCAAUUUUUUUAUAGGCUUGUUUUAGAUUUGUGCUUAAAAUUGACGUGUGUUCCAUAAAUUUUAUGCUUGUCGAUUACCCGUCCCUUUCCUUUUCGGCGGAUAAGAAAAUGACAGAUAUAACUUAAAAUAAAAUUAGAUGGUAUUUACAGGAAUUAGCACCAGUAAGUACAUAAUUUUAGUGUAUUGAUUUUUCAUUAACGUUGUUCCCGUAAGUUUUAUAAUCAGAACAAGGAUAUUCUAGUCUGGUAUGAAAAAUGUAUGAGGUAUUAAGUUUGACAUACCAACGCGGCCAUAGUCCCUAACGGGUGAGCAGUACAAGUCAUCUGAAUUUUAACUGGUUAUUUACCUCCACACUUGAAUAGGUGUAUGAAACGAUUGAUGAAUGUGGAGGAAGCAAGAGAAGUUUAUCAGGAUUCGAAGCAAAUAGAAUAGGCUAGUUUCCAACUAGUCAAAUCAAUUCCUUUUUCUCAACGUCAAAACACGAAAUCACUAUUUGUAUUGGGUGAAUCUCAAAAUUUCAAGUUUGGUGGCGAAAUUUCAUAUUAUUUUUUCGUGAAAAAUUGGGUUCCGACAUGAAAAAGUACCAAAAGGAUCCUCGGUUCCGACGUGAAAAAGGAAUUUUUCAAUUCCCAAUUUCCCCAAUUUUUCGCGAAAAAAUUAUAUGACAGUCGCCACCAAACUUGACAAAUUUUGAUAUUCACCCUAUUAAAAAAAAAUUCAAAAAUACUUCUUUUUUCAAAAUUGGCUUACAAAGUUAGCGCUUUUUGAACGUCAAAAAUUAAAUUACAUAUUAUGUAACUAGCUGUAAAACUACUACCAUGAUGAAAAAGCACACUGUGAUGUCAUAGAAAAAAAUAAAAUAAACUAUUUCUAUAAAACGUGAUAAAAUGUCGCACUUAUUAAGUUUUUCUAGAUUUAUAUUCAUAAAUAAGUUAAAUAGAAAAAAGAAAACGUUUUUCGUCCUUCGUGGAUUCGAACAGGUUCGAAGUUCGAACCCCGGUGCCGAACUUGCGCUAAGGCGAUUCUCACACUGCCCGCGCGUGGAUGCAUUUUCUGUGUGUUAGACCGUGCGUGUUUUCUAUACAAACGGAGAUGCUUACAAGCGACGGAAGAACACGCAUCCACGCGCUACGAUGCAUCAUGCGGGGCAGUGUGAGAAUCGCCUAAUGAGUUAUUAAUUUAUAUUAUGUGCAAUUUUCACUAACACAGUCGGCUCGACCAUUAUAGACGGCGAUACGCCCCCUUACGUUGAUCUAACGCGCUCGGUGAGGUGUGGGUAUUUAGUUAAGUUAGUUCACCUUGCGAUGGAUGUACCUCUGACUACCCCAAUUGGGAUAUCGUGAGCUUUGUUUUAUUUAUUAAAAAUAAGUACAGUACAUAAUUUUUUUUACAGUUGACGCUGCAACAAAAACCAACUUUGGUUUGUCCGUACUGUCACGAGCAUUAAUAUGUAUACACUUUGGUACCAUGUCACAUUAACUUUUUUGACAAAUUGAACUGUAAGUCUCAAUAAUGUCAAAUAUGUUAGUGCGACAGAGUCCUAGAGUGGGUACCUACAUUAUAUUGCUCAUGACUGUACACUAGUAUUGACCAUCGUUGCUUCGAAUUUGUAACAUAAUAUCAUGCUUGAACAAAAUACAAUAAAUAAAUAAUAUGUAGGUAGGAAUUUAUACACUUGCAAGCGAAGUGAACAAAAAGGGUAUUGUAUUGAAAACUUAAUAUCUCAUACAAAAAAAAAAUAAACUCAAAUCUCGAUCGUUGUUAUCCUAAAUAUAAUAUUUGUUUUUUUGCCAUCAUAAUUGCAUUUAUGGAUUUUACGAAAAAGUUACAUUAUACUUUUAAUAUUUUCGUUUGCCGAGUUGAACAUGUAUUGUGUGUUUAAUGUUUAUUGUUUUUAACCGAUUAUAUUGUCAAUAGGUUUGAGUGAAAUGGAAUAUACGAGGUGUUAGUGACAUCGUAACGAAUACUCAGGGGGAUGAUUCAGACCAUAACUCUGAGUUAAUAUCAAGUGGAAUUUUCCGUCGCAAAAUUCAUGUACUUUCUGUUUUUUAAUUAUUUGCAAUUCUAUACUUUUGUGAUAGAAAAUUCUACUUGAUAUUAACUCAGAAUAAUAAGCUGAAUCAUCCCCCUCAGUAUUCGUUACGAUGUCACUUACACCCCGUACAAAUACUGCAUCUAGCCAUACAAGUACGUAUGGGUGUCAGUAGCACUGUAACGAACACUGAGGGGGAUGAUUCAGAAUAUCAGACCAUGAUUCUGAGUUGAUGUGAAGUCUUGACAACUCAGAAUCAUGGUCUCAAUCAUCCCUCAAAGUUUUCGAUAUGAUGUCACUAACACCCUGUGUAAGUACAGUCAUGAGCAAUAUAAUGUACGCACUUUAGGACUCUGUCGGACUAACAUAUUUGAUAUUUAGUGAGACUUACAGUUCAAUUUGUCAAAAAAGUUAAUGUGACGUGGUACCAAAGUGUAUACAUAUUAAUGCUCGCGACCGUAUAUUUCGAAGUUAGAUAUAAGUGAAGCUUAGCGCUUGAGAACAAAUUACGGCGUAUGUUGAAGGUUCUGUCAACCAACUAAAGUUGCAUGCCGCCUUAGCAAUACAGGGUGGCAGUGACAACGUAACGACAAACUUUGAGGGAUGAUUCAGACUAUGAUUCUGAGGGUGGUAUCAAUAAACUAAUCUCAGCUUCGAGACUGCCCUCAAGAUCAUGUCAAUGUGACAGUUCUCAUAUAAAAACGGAGACUUGAGCAUGAUCUUGAGCGCAGUCUAAGCUGAGAUUCGUUUAUUAAUACCACCCUGAGUGUAUUUUUCCGUCGCAAACGUAUGGAACUGAAAGUAAUGAAACAUAAAUUCUCAUAAAUUUUCCGAGUAUUCAAGUAUUCGUUACGAUGUCACUAACAAACUAAAUAAGUAAGCAAUGAACAUGUGUUUAAAUAUUUUACAGCAAUGCAAAAUUAAAUCGAAUGCGAAACUGGGUAUUUGACCGAGUCAAUGGUAAAUUAUAAAAUGCUAAUCUAGAAAUAGAAGCCAGUCUAUGACGUUCAAAAAUCAAUCUCAUUUUACUUUUCGACUUAUUCUCGAAUUUUAACUACGAAUUAAGUGACGGUAUAUUUGCAUGCCUAGUUAAGGUUGAAUACUAUGACAUACUGUAAUACUAUACCAUCUUAUGUAAAUUGUAUUCUGGCAAAUAAAAAAUGAUUGAUUGAUGAGUACGAUGUUUGACCGCCUUUAUUGAUGACGUCACAGGAUGGUAUUUCCAUACAAACUGCAAAGAAAACUUCCGUUUUGAUGUUUCGUAAAAAAUAUCUCACUUGACUAGGUUCAAGUUGGGUGUUUCCAUUAGGCACCCAUUCCAAUUCGCCCCCGUCCAGCACGCUCCCACAUUUGAAAAUUGUCUAUUUCAAAACCACGUCACUUAAUACAAAAUAUAGAUGAAUUAAGUAACAAUGAGUACGACGUUUGACCGCUUUUAUUGAUGACCUCACUUUCGUUUUGACGUGUCGAAUAGCCUAUGGAACCAUUAGCUGUCAAAUACUUAAAUAACCGGCUUGUUUAUAAGUUAUUGGUAAGGCGGUAAGUAAAUUAAACUAUAUUUAAUUUAUAACCAUCUAACCAUUUAUAUCAACCCUGGAAGGGAACACGGCGUGAUGUUUAAAAGACCACGUGUCUUUAAAAACAUGAAUUUAAAAGUAGAUUUUAUCAAAAUGAAAUAUAUUUUACGUUGACGACGAUUUUUCUUCACGCUGCUCCUCUUCCGGGGUAGACAAUGAUAGUGAUAAAAAAUAUAAAAUAUAUUUUGUUAUAUCGUAGCAGAAACCUUACUCAAACUGGUUUAUGAACUUUGUAAAUAGAAUUACUUUUUUUUCUAUUAUUAUAUUAUCUUUAUAUGAAAUAACUAAUCUUUUACAUAAAUAUAUUGUUAAUCGGCGUUAUUUUUAUUUCUUUUUACAUUUUAAGCAAUAAUUAUUGUGAUUUUUGAAAUACUUGUCAUAAUUAUGAUUAACUAUGAUUAAAUAUGUUUUUUGGUUAAUAAGGACAGAAGAGGCAAGUUGAUUGGACACUUAGUAAGACACGACGAAUUUAUUAAAAAAAAUACAAGGAAAGAGGGGAAGGGGAAGACAGAGCUUACAUGGAACAGAUUAAAGGGAAGGCGAACGUCGAGUCUUAUGAAGCGAAAGUAUCGACCUUUGAUAGAUAAGAAUGGAGAAUGCUACACCGACAAGAGCGUGGCUCUUAAAUUGAUGAUGAUGAAUUAUGAUUACAAAAUAAUUUAACGGGUUAAAACUUGACUUGGUUACUUACUUGGGUAGACUUGGUUAGGGGAGCUUAAGCUGGAUAUAUGAUCCACGCAGUAUAUUUUAUUUUUGUCUGCCAUACGCAAUAAUAAUAACGGGUUAAAAGUCCAGGAAGGGAGUACAAUUACAAUUCUUAAAAUAACUUUUCAUUACAAUGAUAGGAACAGCUUGUCAUACUAACGCGUCUCGAGCAAUAAAUAGGCAUUUGCUAGGUAAACGUGUUCCCCCUUAGACCUCAUUUUUCAAAUGAUCUUCGUCGUCUAGUAUUAUCCCGUUUGUCACAGGGUCCGCUUACCUAACCUGAAGAUUUGACAGGUCCGGUUUUUUACAGAAGCGACUGCCUGUCUGACCUUCCAACCCGCGAAGGGAAAGCCAGCCCAACGCUUGAAUAAAAUGUUCGGCUAUGGAAAAUAACAUAGCAUCACGCCUACACCCCCGAAGGGGUAGGCAGAGGGGUAGAUCUCCAAUAAUGAUACACCCGUCAGUACUAUUACAGAGAAAACGAUUAAAGAUUAUUAAAUGGUUUGAUAUAAUUAUGUGUCAAAAGUAUUGUUUUUCUAAUGAUUUUUGUGGGACUCUGUAAAUUUCGAAAGUGAGGGUAUUUUGAGAAAAAAUUAAAAGAUAGAAAAGAAAAAAGAAUAUUAAGUGUUUGUAGUAGAAAGUAGUUUGUGGGUUUGAAUUAAGAACAAAGAUGUAUUUUCUGAGAGAAAAAUUAAAAAAAAUAUAUAUCUUAGAUGUGUGGUUUUGAACGUGUAACGUAAAGUAGGUAUUUUAAAAUUACGUCAUAUUUUUGUCUAUAUUCUUGUGGGGUAUUUAAUUCGAACUACAGGGCGACAUACAUGUAAAGGUGAACCUAUCUCCAAGAGAAACCUCUUCCAGUUUUGUUACAUACAUUUGACCUAUAGACGCAAUAUAAUGCUGUUCACAGCCUAAUACAGGUUAGGUCACAUACCUUCCUAACAAAUUUCUCGGGAAUGUGGGUUUCAUGAUAAUCCAAACAUGAAUUCGAAAAGAAAUUCGGAAAUUGUUUAGGUUGGUAGUGGGAUUUGAAUCUGCGACCUCACAGUGAGAGGUGUUAUCCCAACUGAGCCACCACAGUCCCCAGUUGUCUUAAAUAUGGCUUAAUUUAAAAAUAAUUUAUUGAACAAAGAAAUGGUAAUAUCAGGCGGUGCUAAAAAUGGUUAUUGUAUGGGUACAAGAAAGUUGCAUAGAGAUGGUAUUAUAUGCUAUAAACGAUUCGAUUGCGAACAUGAACACCCUGUAUUCUAAGAUGUUUACUCCUGACGACUCUAGCUAUAGAGGCGGCUAAUCAGCUCGCGGCAACAAGCACUUCAAAACCCCGAUACCGACCCCGCCGCCGUUGUCGACGAUUUCCCUCAUUCGGCGAUUAUCGCGAUGGGCCCACUGGUCGAUUAAUUCUUUCAAAUAUAUUCCUCUCAGACGACGCCCUGAGCCGAGGUUCGCGCACAACUGGGCACCCUCAGGUCUGUUGUCUUAAACGUUGUACCGGGUGAGAGCCCUCAGCGCUCCCCAUUUGUCCAGCCAAGUAGUUAAUGCCAUCUGCGGCAAAUCUACAAUAAGUCACGUCAAUAAAAACACCACGAUUAUGUAUAUAUAUACGUAUAUGCGUCUUGCUGUGUAAACUUCGAUAUCGCGUUUCACGACUGGUUGAAGACUGCAUUAUUGCAUGUGGCGCCAUCUGUUGCAUGUGGGCGGAACUAGGUGGCCAACUAGUUGGGUCCGCCACAGUGUGAUAUGCUCGACUCCAGUGAGUAAAGUCCUUGACGUAAAUGUCAACUUGAAAUACCAAAAUGCUCAGCUGAGGCAGAGUCCAGUGGAGGAAGAGGCGAGUGGAUAUCUUAGAACACGGGGAUAAAAAUAAAAACCGUAUGAAAAUCGGCUUAGCAGAUGUUUUUUACUCUUUUCGACUAACAUAUAAAACUAUGACCUUUGAUCUCUGAAUAACUGUUACAUAUUCACGCCCAUAAUCCCUUUUGGGGCAGGCAGAGAAAGAAACGUGCACGAUUUUUUAACGUCCGUGAUCUUAGUCAAAGAUUAAAAAAAAGCGAUUUUGUUUUUUUCACUUUUGUAUAUUUUUAGUAAGCUGUUAAAAUUAUGAAAUCUUCUUUUUAUGUACGUUUUCUAAAUAGUUGUAUAAAAUAAUGUAUAUUAUAAUUUACAUAAAUUCUAGAUUUUACAUAAUAUUGUUUAGUUUUAAGUAUAUGUUAUUGUUAGAUAUAAGUUAAAACAUAUUUAUUAUAGAUAUUAUGUUGCGUGGGGUAUCGUAUGUUUUGAGAUAGAGGAUGCAUUUUCCUAUGAAUUAUCAUUUUAUUUCAGAAUUAUCCAUUAAUUUGUUACAAUGUCAAAAAAAUACCAUAAUUAAAACACAUAUUGGCCCUGAUUCCUGCAGACACCGCCUAAUUUUAUUUUAAGUUAUAUCCGUCGAAAAGGAAAGGGACGGAUGAUUCACAGCUCUUAAUUUUAGGAAGAAUGAGUAAAUGAAUGAAUAACCCGGGCGAAUCAAAAAGGUACGUCGCUGGUAUGCAAACCGUUUGACGUGCUGUCUACUUAACUGUGUCGGGUUUUUGACUGAUGUAAAAUUUUUAGACGGUUGACUUAGAUUUUUGCUUAAAAUUGACGUGUGUUCCAUAAAUUUUAGGCUUGUCGAUUACCCGUCCCUUUCCUUUUCGGCGGAUAAGAAAAUGACAGAUAUAACUUAAAAUACAAUUAGAUUGUAUUUACAGGAAUUAGCUCCAAUAACGGAUUCUUACCGCGUUUAAAUCAAGGAUGAUGGCACUUGCAACAGUGCCGAAAUAUCGGGAGUCUCAUAUCCCUACUUUAAACGCGGUAAGAACCCGUUAUUAUGUGUUUUAAUUGUGAUACUAACCGCGUAAACUUAAAACAAAAAAAUAUGAUUAAUUGAUGAACUUAGUUUUAUCUUUAUCUUUAAACUGGAAAUGCCAUAACAUAGCAUCACGCGUGUAUCCUCAAAGGUGUAGGCAGAAGUGUAUACUUGUUAUACUUGUAUAGUAUAUACAGCUACUCCUCGCCAGCUAUGUUUAAGACCCAUGUAAUAAGGGGCGACCCUAUUGCCAUUGGGCAACUUUGCAACUGGGCACAAAUCCUGAAAACCACGUGAUAUCAAUGAUCUAUGAUCCUAACAUGAAUUGACACAUAAAGUGGGAUGUACCAUAUGGUGUGCAAUAAAUACUUUGACUUUUUGUAGUGGUUUACCGGAGCUGGGAUUGGAACCCGAUGCAAAUCACGCAACAAACACACACACACACACAACACAACAUGCGAUGCCUCACGCGAAUAUGUUCCCGAUCAUGAGUUAGUCCGAGCUUCCAUCGUUAUUUGGCAGAUCCCCAAAUGUAGAUAUUUGAUGCGACUACAAUAAAUGUGUGGUUUGUAA